AUGUUAUUUCGAAAUUAUUUCGCAGCUGCAUUCUGCUUGAUCUCAGGAGUGGUGGCUAGGACCAUCACUCAAGAUACUGUCAGUCGUGGUACCAUAUCUCUUGGAUUGGGUGACACUAUCAUUAAUGAUGGUGUUUAUUGGUCCAUCAUUGAUAACGUAGUAACAGCCUUUGCAGGUAAUGUCGACGUGGGCACAGGCUCUGGUUUAUACAUCACAGGUCUCAAUCCUUUACUUUCCUUACAAGUAACCCUUUUGCUGGGUUCUCUUACAAAUGAUGGUGUUAUCGCCUUUAAUGCCAUUCAAUCUUUACUCGCUCCAACAUACAAUCUUGUCGGUAUCUCGUUUACAAAUAAUGGUGAAAUGUACUUAGGUGCCGAUGGAUCAGUUGGUAUUCCCAGCAUCCUGAUUACCACUCCAGUCUGGAACAAUAAUGGUUUAUUGGUCUUCUACCAAAAUACCAGAACGACUGGUCCUGUUAAUUUGGGUACCAUUGGUAGUACGAUUAACAACAAUGGCCAAAUUUGUUUUUACAAUGAACUAUAUACCCAGACGACAAAUAUCGCAGGUACUGGUUGUAUUACUUUAGUCGAAGACUCUAGUAUCUUCUUCUCUAAUACUCUAUUGAACAUCGAUACAAAUCAAGUCUUCUAUUUGGAAGACUCUGCCUCCUCAAUCAGAGCCACCGCCAUUAGUGCCCCUAAAACUUAUACUGUGGCUGGGUUCGGUAACGGAAACAAGAUUGGUUUAGAUAUUCCACUUGUCAAUAUUCCUCCAUUGCUCACAGGUUACACAUAUAGUACUACCACAGGUAUUUUGACUCUUAAAGGUGCAGGUGUGUUGGCCAUGAACUUCAACAUUGGUAAAGGCUACAAUCCAUCUCUUUUCUCCAUUGUCACUGACGACGAUGUUGGAUUAGCUUCGGUUCUCUUCGGUGCAGUUUCCUACUCAGGACCUCCUCCAAACCCAGUUCCUUCGAUUUGUAAGCAAUGUAAAACGCUUCCCCCUGCACCAGGAACCAGUCCGACCGUAACUACGACCACAGUAGCAACUACGAAUACUGCUGGAUUCACUUGUUCAGAAGUCGAUCAAAUCCUUGUUUCCACAGAUACCAAUUAUUCUUGGUUCACAUCUACUUCAACUAUUACUGUACUGUGUGGUACUGAUACUGUUGUUGUUGAAGUUCCGUCUAAUGCCCAGACUACUGUUACUUCGACUUGGACUGGUACUGAAAUUACUACUGUUACUAUUUCGGACACAGUUGGUGGUACCGACACUGUAAUAGUCGAAGUUCCAUCCACUGCAAACAUUCAAACAACUCUUACUAGUACGUGGACUGGUUCUGAUAUCACUACUACAACAGUGACCGACACGCCAGGAGGAACCGAUACCGUUAUUAUUGAAGUUCCAACCACUGCAAACAGUCAAACAACUCUCACAUCCACCUGGACCGGAACAGAAACUACUACUGUUACAUUAACGGAUACCUUAGGUGGCACUGACACUGUCAUUGUUGAAGUUCCUUCUACUCCAAACAGUCAGACAACUCUUACUUCGACCUGGACUGGUACUGAAACUACCACAGUUACUAUUUCCGACACAACACCCAAGGUGACUACUCUCACUUCGACCUGGACUGGUACCGAAACAACCACUGUUACGUUAACCGACACACAAGGAGGCACUGACACCGUAAUUGUUGAAGUUCCAUCUAACGAACAGACUACUCUCACUUCGACCUGG
Messenger RNA from Scheffersomyces stipitis CBS 6054, 1740 nucleotides. It is a transcript of the gene HYR5.1, whose product is annotated as hyphally regulated cell wall protein. The annotation marks the transcript as partial. Gene Ontology annotation, biological process: cell adhesion. The record is from RefSeq and is a predicted model, not a curated record. NCBI's taxonomy places the organism in Eukaryota, Fungi, Ascomycota, Pichiomycetes, Serinales, Debaryomycetaceae. The transcript has 4 exons.